Oncorhynchus keta (chum salmon) is the source of this 1030-nucleotide messenger RNA. RefSeq lists its product as uncharacterized. The record is from RefSeq and is a predicted model, not a curated record. Lineage: Eukaryota; Metazoa; Chordata; Actinopteri; Salmoniformes; Salmonidae. Bases 248 to 1021 code for a protein of 257 amino acids. The transcript has 2 exons.
UUGCGUCCUACCUGACAGGUCGCUCCUACCAGGUGGCGUGGCGAGAAUCUGUCUCCUCACCACGCGCUCUCACCACUGGUGUCCCCCAGGGCUCUGUUCUAGGCCCUCUCUUAUUCUCGCUAUACACCAAGUCACUUGGCUCUGUCAUAACCUCACAUGGUCUCUCCUAUCAUUGCUAUGCAGACGACACACAAUUAAUCUUCUCCUUUCCCCCUUCUGAUGACCAGGUGGCGAAUCGCAUCUCUGCAUGUCUGGCAGACAUAUCAGUGUGGAUGACGGAUCACCACCUCAAGCUGAACCUCAGCAAGACGGAGCUCCUCUUCCUCCGGGGAAGGACUGCCCGUUCCAUGAUCUCGCCAUCACUGUUGACAACUCCAUUGUGUCCUCCUCCCAGAGCGCUAAGAACCUUGGCGUGAUCCUGGACAACACCCUGUCGUUCUCAACUAACAUCAAGGCGGUGUCCCGUUCCUGUAGGUUCAUGCUCUACAACAUCCGCAGAGUACGACCCUGCCUCACCCAGGAAGCGGCGCAGGUCCUAAUCCAGGCACUUGUCAUCUCCCGUCUGGAUUACUGCAACUCGCUGUUGGCUGGGCUCCCUGCCUGUGCCAUUAAACCCCUACAACUCAUCCAGAACGCCGCAGCCCGUCUGGUGUUCAACCUUCCCAAGUUCUCUCACGUCACCCCGCUCCUCCGCUCUCUCCACUGGCUUCCAGUUGAAGCUCGCAUCCGCUACAAGACCAUGGUGCUUGCCUACGGAGCUGUGAGGGGAACGGCACCUCAGUACCUCCAGGCUCUGAUCAGGCCCUACACCCAAACAAGGGCACUGCGUUCAUCCACCUCUGGCCUGCUCGCCUCCCUACCACUGAGGAAGUACAGUUCCCGCUCAGCCCAGUCAAAACUGUUCGCUGCUCUGGCUCCCCAAUGGUGGAACACACUCCCUCACGACGCCAGGACAGCGGAGUCAAUCACCACCUUCCGGAGACACCUGAAACCCCACCUCUUUAAGGAAUACCUAGGAUAGGAUAAAGUA